Molecule: messenger RNA, 2690 nt
Organism: Mugil cephalus (flathead mullet)
Lineage: Eukaryota; Metazoa; Chordata; Actinopteri; Mugiliformes; Mugilidae
Gene: anos1a
Product: anosmin 1a
Exons: 14
Coding region: 38-2014 (658 amino acids)
Biological process (GO): neuron differentiation
Cellular component (GO): cell surface; extracellular region
Molecular function (GO): peptidase inhibitor activity; protein binding
Source: RefSeq, a predicted model, not a curated record
UUUAUUAUUGUUUCACUCCUGAACACGGGGAAAGAAGAUGCGGACCAGAAGCAGCCUCUCUCUGUGGAUUAUUAUUUUCCUCUACAGCUCCGGUGUAUGCGCCAGGAAGCAGCACGCUGAUCUCGAUGGCGAUGAUGAUGAUGCUGAUGAUGAUAAUGAGUCCUGGCCGGAGAGUGUCUUCAGAGCGAGAUGUGCGUCGCGAUGCCUGAGCUUGCACAGCGUAACGGCGCUCUCCACACCUCUGCAGGAUAAUGGAUCCUUGGGCUGGUGUUAUAAUCACAGACUGUGCACAAAGUGUCUGGAGCCCUGCAAAGACUCCUGGGAUAUGAAGAGGAAAAGCAACUGCCAGGAACUUUGUGAGCGGGUAUUUCCCAAAAACCACUGGGAGUGUGUGACCAGCUGUGAAUUCCUUCACUCGGUGUUGGCGGUGAAGCAGGGCAGUUGCCCACCUCCAGAGAGAGCCAGUGGCUUUGCAGCAGCCUGUGUGGAAAGCUGUGAUCAUGACAGAGAAUGCUCUGCUCGGAAGAAAUGUUGCUCCAAUGGCUGUGGUUAUACCUGCCAGUCUCCCAAAGACCUCUACAAGGGUACUCCUCUGAAGCCAAGGAAGGAGUUGGGCUUUGAAGAACUCUCACUUGGCCAGCUGGAGGUGCGCUGGUCCUCUCGUUUCAACGUCUCAGCUGAGCCUGUGAUCUACAUCCUGCAAAGGAGGUUUAACUUUGGCAUCCAGCCCAGUGAGGACACUGCCACCCCUUGGCAGAUGGUAGCACAGACCACAGAGCAGGGAGCAAGGUUGUCUGACAUCAGGCCUGGUCGCUGGUACCAGUUCAGAGUGGCAGCUGUCAACCCCCAUGGGACCCGAGGUUUCACCACGCCCAGCAAACACAUCCACUCUAGCAGAGACCCUACCAGCCCUCCAGCUCCCUCUGAUCUUAGAGUGGUCAAUAUGAACUUUGGUCCUGGCCGAACAGUGUCAGCCAGGAUCCAGUGGAGCAUGCCCGUUGAUCUGGACAUUCCCGUCCACCACUACAAAGUCAGCUGGAGCUGGACCGCAGUUGGACACGCUUCUGCCUCAUCUCUAACAAAAAGGAGGAAGACAGUCAGAGAGAAUCAGAUGGAGCUUGACAGCAUGCGCGCAAACAGGAGCUACAGCGUGGAGGUCCAGGCUGUGUCAUACUGGGCACAGACUCAACUCAAAGGACCCCGGGCUCUCCUCCACUUCACCACACAGCGCACUUCCAAAGCAGCUCCACCAAACUUCCCUGAUGAAAUUCUGGACGUGGGAACGCCGUUCUACCAGGACGGACAGCUCCAGGUUCAUGUUUACUGGCAGAGCAGCACAGAUCCUUCAUUUGAAUACUACAGAAUCCAGUGGGGACCGGAGCAUUGCGGACAAAAUCAGACCAGAGCUAUGGAGAAGAUCAGCACACGGGAGACCUUUAUCAGCCUGCAGGGUUUGCUCUUCUCUUGUAAGUAUAAAGUCCUCCUCCAGCCAUUCAGCAAGAAGAAGCGUCCUUCGGCAGAAAGCACAAGCUUUCUCACUCCAUCCUGUGCUGCUAUCCAGGCCAAGAGUCCAAAACCAAUCACCUGUCCUGAAGUCGCGGUGUCACUUCAGAAGAUCCUUGUGAAAGCAACCAACUUGACAGCUUCCUUCCAGGUUAGGAGCGGCAACCUGACGGCCAUCUUUAGCUGGGAUUUGCCACCGUCCCACCAGCAGAUCACUGGUUACCAGGUGACCUGGGCUGAGGUCAUCCCCACCAACCAACAUAAGAGCUACAAGCUACCUCACAGUCUCAUCUCCCAGUCCCAGAUCUUACCACCGGAUGGUAAUGUUCUGGUGGUGACGGGCCUACAUCCUGCUAGCCUGUACAGGCUGGAGGUCCAGGCCAUCACAGCUCAAGGUGAAGGUCCUGCAACCAGCAGGACCUUUCAGACUCCUGGAUACCAAAGCAUCCCAAAGCAAAGAUCGAGGCUGAGGAAGCGUCAUCACAAACAGCCAAUCACUGGGAGACACUGAGCCCAGAAAACACGUCUGCUAAACUCAGGAUGAUGCAGAAUCUAUACUGCAGAGAUGGCAAAUGACAGGUAGAACGGCACCAGCUUCGUGAUCAAGAUGUAAUAACUGGCAAAUGUGGACUGCACUGUCAAAGAUCAAUGAAACAAUUAUGACAAGACUAGCAGCUGUGGUACUCGCCCUGACUCUUAAUUUUACAGUGUGAGCCAAUAGCUCACAAUUCCCAGUUUAGUUUCACAAUUUACGAGAUUAAGAUCAUUGAUUAAAAUGAAAAUAAUGUUACCAAAACAACACCUGAGACGCUGCAAAUUUACACUACCAAUACAAUGAUAUUUAGGUGCAAUAAAUCCAUUGAGACAUGUUUGCGAUCUGCAGUUUCAUUACUGUAAGGUUGUAAUUUUAUUCAAAAGGUCCAAAGACCUUUUGAUGGAAUUGCAUGCAAACACAGGAAUGAGGACUGAUCAGUGUUGUCAUUGAGUAGUACCUUUGGUAUAUUUUAAAACCCAAACCUUUUUCAAAAUAAUUGCCCAAACCUUACAUGCCUUUGAAUAUUUAAUAAUCAAGCCAUGAUAAUGUACCUGCCUGAAGAGCGGUGUGUUGAAAAAGCAUUUUUCAACAAAAAGGGCAGAGGACCUCAAAUGUAUUUAGCCUGCAACAACUUAGAAUAGACAUCUUAGGU